Gavia stellata (red-throated loon) is the source of this 2478-nucleotide messenger RNA. RefSeq names its product RNA exonuclease 5 (gene REXO5). Lineage: Eukaryota; Metazoa; Chordata; Aves; Gaviiformes; Gaviidae. The transcript has 19 exons. The coding region runs from base 1 to 2328 and encodes 775 amino acids. Gene Ontology annotation, molecular function: exonuclease activity; RNA binding. The record is from RefSeq and is a predicted model, not a curated record. Gene Ontology annotation, cellular component: nucleus.
AUGGCAAAGGCUGUCUGCGUAAACGGGCACAAAAGGCCCGCCGGAGCCGGUGAGGAGGCGGGGGGACGGCAGGCGGCUCGGAAGAGGAGGAAGGCGGGAGGCGGCGGCCGGGGCCCCGAGGAAAAGUCAUCUCGCUUGACAGCAGCUUUAUUUGGUGAGGACUGCGAAAUCAGCCAUGAUCAGCUGUAUGAGUUGUUAAAGUAUGCAGCUUUGGGAAAAUGCCACAAUGCAACACAACCCAGCUGGUGCCGUAUUUAUCACCAAAGCCGCCUGGCUGGGGUUGUGGUUAUUGUUCUACAUGAAAUGAGCCAACUCCAUUUCUACAAAUUCUAUUUGCAGUUCAGACACCUCAGAAAAGUGUUCCGGCAUAGAUUCACAUUAACACCUUCCGCCAACUUCCUAGCCAGCCUGUAUGGAGAAGGAGCGAACCUGAAACCUCAAAACACUGCACAAGGUUUGACUUCCACUAGUGGUGAAUGUAUUCGUAGAAGCUCAGACUUGCAAUGUGAUCCCAUCAUUCGGAAAUACGGAGAAAAAAAACAAGGCCUUACUAGCUAUACUCUAACUUUAGAAGAGCAGAAAAAAAAUGACUAUCCCAUAAAAGGGUCCCCUGGAUGUAACGGCUAUAUAUAUACAGAGUGUGAUCAGCAGAGGACAGACAGCAGCCCCCUCUUUGGUCUGGAUUGUGAAAUGUGCCUGACUGCAAAAGGGAACGAAGUCACUCGUGUCUCUUUGGUGGAUGCACAGGGUCAAUGCCUCUUGAAUGAACUAGUCAAACCUGAAAGCACAAUAGUGAACUACCGCACCAGAUUCUCAGGAGUCACAAAGAAAAUGCUUCUUCCAGUGAAAACAAGACUGGCAGACAUCCAAACCAGACUAAAAAAAAUGCUUCCCCAUGAUGCAGUAUUGGUGGGUCAUUCGCUAAAUGCCGAUCUUCAGGCUUUGGAAAUGAUCCAUCCCAGUGUUAUUGAUACUUCAUUGCUUUUUGCCAGAAACGAAGGUCAAAGAUUUAAGCUAAAAUUUCUAGCCAAAGCUGUUUUAGGGAAGGAAAUUCAGUGUGAACAGAAGCUUGGGCAUGAUCCUGCAGAAGAUGCUAGAGCUGCACUGGAAUUGGCUCAAUUCUUUAUUGAGCAAGGACCAGCAAAGGUAGCAGAACUAAACUUGGAGAUGCUUCUGACAACUGAAAAACUGGCUGAGGUCUCAAAGAACAAAGCUGCGUUACAGCCACAAGGAUGUGGAGUCCAGAAACAGUUGAAUGAGCCACCACAUUUAUCCAAACCAUGUUUUUUAGACUGCUUGCAGGUGACCGGCCAAAAACCCCUCCUUUUGGGCAGACAGGAACUAAACUCUUCUGGCCUGUGUCAGAGUAACCUGAGCACUUCAAACAAACAGAUUCUUCAGAGAGCCUUAGAAGAUGUCCCCCUGUCCACAUUCAGUAUCAUUCAGUUCAGUUUGGGUCCAGAGUACAUUGCAUCUCACCUUCUUGCUGGACUGUGUGAAAAGGUGAGAAGCAAGCUGACUGACAUGCUGACAAUUUACGCAGGUCCUUUUGAAGAAAGCUUUUGCUUGAAGUCUGUGAAAAAAGAAUUUGGGAGGUGUGGACCAAUACAAUCUCUUACAGUGGUAACUGAAACAUGCCAGCCCUAUGUCUGUAUCCAAUACGAAGUGCUGGAAGCUGCCCAGAUUGCUGUGGAAAGCCUAAAUGGAGCUGAGGUAGCAGGAUCCUGCAUUAAGGUCCAGAGACCUGUCACUGCAGCAAUGCUGGACUGUGAUGUUUUGAUAAAGGAACUAGAACUGGAUGUAGAAAACGAAGGUGUGAUUUAUGUGGCGGGUCUAAAGAAGUCACUAACAGAGACGGACUUGCAGGAAGAAUUCAGCCAGUUGAAAGACCUGGAAACACUGUUCCUGCCAAAGGAUCUCCGGAGUGGAAAGCACAGGAACUGCUGUUUCCUCAAAUUUCAGAAAUCAGAGAGUGCUGUGGAUGCCCUUCAAGUUAUAAAUGGAUGGACAGUGAAGGGUAGCAAACUAAGAAGUAGGAACGCUCUUGCUGCAGGUCACCUCUGGCAAUGGAUUUGGCAAAUGAAUCACAGCAGUGGGAAGCAAGAAGGAAACAUCUUACAUGAGAAAAUGGAGCAACUGUCUGACUCUGAGCAGGAUCUAAGGAAAAAGGUGAAGAAGUUAGACCACCAUAUCAAAAAGCUUUAUAGAAGUCUGCAGAGUAACACCCUUUGCGUUGUUCUUUUUCCUGGAGUGAACAGCAUGCGUGGAUCACAAUCUGGCCUUGGUCUGAUGGGAAUAAAAGAUGACAGAGGGAGGAGUGCUUGUUAAACUGCCAAGUUUUUAAGCAAAGUCUUUUGUUAAGAUAUUUUUAAUUACUUUAAAUAUUGAUGUCUUUGUAAAGAUCUCUUACCAUAAGAACAAUAGGCUUUCACUCUGUAUCUUUUACAAAGUCUAAAAAUAAAAGCUAUUCAAAACAUC